AUGGGGUGCAUUGAAACCAGCGGUGCUGAGGGCAGGGAGGAGCAGGGCAGUGCUGAGGGCAGGGAGGAGCAGAGCGGUGCUGAGGGCAGGGAGGAGCAGAGCGGUGCUGAGGGCAGGGAGGAGCAGAGCAGUGCUGAGGGCAGGGAGGAGCAGGGCAGCGCUGAGGGCAGCGAGGAGCAGAGCGGCGCUGAGGGCAGCGAGGAGCAGAGCGGCGCUGAGGGCAGGGAGGAGCAGAGCGGUGCUGAGGGCAGGGAGGAGCAGGGCAGCGCUGAGGGCAGCGAGGAGCAGAGCGGUGCUGAGGGCAGGGAGGAGCAGGGCGGUGCUGAGGGCAGGGAGGAGCAGGGCAGAGCUGAGGGCAGCGAGGAGCAGGGCAGUGCUGAGGGCAGGGAGGAGCAGGGCAGUGCUGAGGGCAGCGAGGAGCAGAGCGGUGCUGAGGGCAGGGAGGAGCAGAGCGGUGCUGAGGGCAGCGAGGAGCAGGGCGGCGCUGAGGGCAGGGAGGAGCAGGGCAGUGCUGAGGGCAGGGAGGAGCAGGGCAGAGCUGAGGGCAGCGAGGAGCAGGGCAGUGCUGAGGGCAGCGAGGAGCAGAGCGGUGCUGAGGGCAGGGAGGAGCAGAGCGGUGCUGAGGGCAGGGAGGAGCAGGGCAGCACCCGGCUCUCUGCCCGGCCCAGCAGCUGCCAGCAGCUCUCCCCAGCACGGCUCCUCUGCAGCCCUCAGCACAGAAACCGCUGGCGACUCCAGGCACACCUCACACCUGAGACGAGCACCUUCCAAAAACAGCCUGACAGAACAAACUGCAAUUUGUCCAGCACGCCCGGACAGACACCCCAAGCUGCGCUGCCCGCAGCCAGCCAGCGGCAGGGGAAGCCUUACACGGGACUUGUUGCUUUACGCCGCGGGAAAAACAGGGAGAAGGGAUCCUGGAGAGCGCCGGCUGCGAGCCCCGGUGGGAGCGCGGGGAAAGCCGGGCUCGCCCGUCCGGCCGUGCCCGGAGGGGCUGGCGCUGUCCCCGCGGCGGUCCCGGCCCCGGCUCGGCACUCCGGUUCCGCCGCCUCGGCCCGGGAGGAUGCUGGGCUCUGGGCGCUCGGCGGGCACGGCCGCAGCGCGUCCCGGGGCCCGGCACCAGAACGGGCUCCGCUGCCCCGGCCCCUGCGCCAGGAACGGCCGCUGCCGCCCCGGAGCCGCGCCGGGGACGGCGGGCAGGGGGCAGCGAGCACCCCCCGCCCCCGGGCGCGCUGCCGCGGUUGCGGGAGGCGCGGAGCGCCGCUGUCACGGCCCGCCCGGGGCGGCGGCAGCGCCGUCAGCCUCUACACUUCCCCGCAGGUCGGGGCUGCGGGCGCCAGUGCCGGGCCCAUCGCGGUCCGGUCCCCGCUCCCCGCUCUCCGCCGGGGCGGUCUCCCGGCACCGCAGGAGCGGGCACAGCCCGGCCGUGCGCGGGAUGAGCCCCAGGCCGGGAAGGGGCACAGGGCGAGCCCCGGACGCGCAGGGGGUUCCGGGCCACCCCCUCCCCACGGCCCCGGCCCCGGCCCCGGCCUCGGCUCCGGCCCGGCGCGGGCCCGCCAGGCCCCGUCGCCCCCCGCCCUUGGCCCCGCCAGGCCCGGGCCGCCCGCGCCCCCUCACCUGCGCUGGGCUCGGCUCCGGGCCGGGGCGGGCGGGGGUCGCUCAGUCCAUGGGCCGGGUGGGACCGGCGGGGCGGCACAGGGCAAACACCAAAGAGAAUGA
This is a messenger RNA of Zonotrichia leucophrys gambelii, 1719 nucleotides long. Its product is annotated as collagen, type I, alpha 1a-like. The record is from RefSeq and is a predicted model, not a curated record. Bases 1 to 1719 code for a protein of 572 amino acids. NCBI's taxonomy places the organism in Eukaryota, Metazoa, Chordata, Aves, Passeriformes, Passerellidae. The transcript has 3 exons.